Messenger RNA from Emiliania huxleyi CCMP1516, 213 nucleotides. RefSeq lists its product as hypothetical. The record is from RefSeq and is a predicted model, not a curated record. NCBI's taxonomy places the organism in Eukaryota, Haptophyta, Isochrysidales, Noelaerhabdaceae. The transcript is spliced from 2 exons. The coding region runs from base 1 to 213 and encodes 70 amino acids.
AUGCGCCGGGGGAUGGGCGAGGAGCGAUUCGGCGCUUACUUUGACGAGCAGACGAUCCGGCCUGCGGACGUGGCGGAGGCCAUCGUCCCGCUCCUCACCUCCAACGCAAAGGUGACGGGCCAGCUCCUCACAGUCGACGCGGGGCAGCAGCUCAACGUGCUGUCGCUACCUGCGGGUGUGCAGGCGAGCGCCAAGAAUGGAGCCGCGCAAUGA